Messenger RNA from Corticium candelabrum, 3077 nucleotides. Its product is annotated as ATP-dependent RNA helicase DHX58-like. Gene Ontology annotation, cellular component: cytoplasm. NCBI's taxonomy places the organism in Eukaryota, Metazoa, Porifera, Homoscleromorpha, Homosclerophorida, Plakinidae. The transcript has 10 exons. The record is from RefSeq and is a predicted model, not a curated record. Gene Ontology annotation, molecular function: protein binding; hydrolase activity; ATP binding. Bases 107 to 2944 code for a protein of 945 amino acids.
UCCAUACCUUUCAUCUGCAGGGAACCGGUUUAUCUGACUGCACGCAAGCUCUCCUCUCUUCUCGGUGGAACAACCAUUUAUUGCUGCAUAGGAAAUCAAACACUCCAUGGCCAGUGGAUCAGCGUUCAUAGCGAAUAGGAAAACCUUGUGGACAGACAUUGAACCAAAUGAGUGGAGUGAAGAGAAUGUUGCUGCCUUUGUUGAACACGAGCUAAAACUGCCUCAAAAUGUAGUCAAGAAGUUUCUGGACAACAACGUAGACGGAAACAUGCUGCUAGAACUAACAAACAACGAACUAAAACAUGAACUGGGCAUCGAAUCGUUGGGACACAGAAAGAAACUGCUGGAGGCUACAAAUAGACUCAAACGUGGUUAUGACAAAGAAAAUCGAGCUAAAUUUUCUGAUAUUGUGGAAACUUCAAGACGUGGAGACGGACUUCAUUGUAAACUAAAGCAUGAAGGAGAAAAUCUACGACAUGAGUCUCAUCCUUUUUCUACAUCUGGUCCCAUCAGUGGACGGUCGUCAACUGAACAACCUAAGGGCAUUACAUCAGUUGGAAAAGGCUGUCGAUCUGAUUUUUUCUCAGAUUCAGACAUGGAUGAAACAACAACGUUUAGCUCAAUUUCAGAUCCUCCUACAAUGUCAUUGACUUGUGAACUUUCAGAUGCAGAUCAUGAAGUGGCUGUACUUGCAGCAGCAAGUGAAAUCAGCAAAUCAACUCGAAAUUCACAUGAAAUCGUCAAAGACACAGAACUCUCACCAACAAAACCUUCCUGUGCUCCAAGCAAUUGGACAAAGACUGACGAUCUUACAAUGUCAGACGAACUAGAUGCUACUCUGGCUGCAAGUCUAACUGAAGAUAAGAAAGCAUUGCUUGUCAAGCAACAGGUUCGAUCAUAUCAAAAGGAACUAAUUGAUAAAAUCCAUAAAGCUGAAGCAAAGGGUCAUAAUGCAAUUGUGUGUGCACCUACUGGCAGCGGCAAGACUCUUGUAGCUGCAAGCUAUUGUGUUGAUGUGCUAAUGGAAGCACGAGAAACAUCAACUGUUGAUGCACCAAACACGUGCAUCUACUUUCUUGUGCCAACAAAUCAUUUAGUCGACCAACAAGCUAAAUACAUCAGUGAAUAUGUUGAAAAUUGUAGUGUGGGUCAAAUCAGUGGAGACCAAAGUGAUGAGACUACAUUGCACGAACAGAGUAGAAUCAAUGACAUUGUGGUGAUGACUCCCAUGAUUUUGGUCAAUGCUUUACGAGAGAGUGACCCACAAAUCAAAUUGUCUGAUGCAUUGCUGCUCGUACUGGAUGAAUGCCAUCAUACUGAGAAGGACCAUCCAUACAUGAAGGUCAUGGAUAUUUAUCUCAAACAAAAGCUUUGUUGUAAAGAUGGUGCAGUGAAAGCUGCAUUGCCUCGUGUGUUGGGGAUGACAGCAACUCUGGGUGCUGGCUCGGUGAGCACUCCACGAGAUGCAGAAAGUCAUGUGUUGACAUUGUGUGCAAACUUGGAUGCACUCGAAGUCAUAAAAGUUACAGAAAAUUGUGAUGAAUUAUACAAGUAUGUUUCUCAUCCUCACACUGAGAUGAAGCCAGUUGCCAAACGUUUGAUUGGUGAUCCUUUUCACUGCAAAAUUGUUGAAAUCAUGAUAAAAAUACAAAGAAAGUCAAGUUGCCGUUUGGAGCUGCCAUUUGAGUAUGGAUCACUGAAGUAUGAGACUGCAAUCAACCAGCGACGUGUUGCUUUAGAAGAGGAAGGUGAUCAUGAAGGUCUUGUCUUUGUGAGAAAUCUCAUUGUCUACAACCGAUGUUUACAAAUUUACCAAGACAUGAGGAAAGAAGAGGCACUAGAGUUUCUUCGUCGAACUUUCUAUAAUGAAACUGUAAAGGCAGAAAGUGAUUCAAAGUUGGGAAGACUGAUAAACAAUGAGGCAGAGGUGAAUGUCGAUCAAUUUUUAGAGUUGCAACAAGUCAGAUCAUCGGAUAAUCCAAAGCUAAUCGAGUUAAAGAGACUGCUGCUUGAAGAAUUCAAGAAAUCUGAUAAAGCACGAGGAAUCGUGUUUAUGAAAACGCGUGAGUUUACAUCUGCUGUUGUCAAAUGGAUCAAUGAGGAUCCCGAGUUGAGUAAGAUAAUUAUCAAUCCAAAGCGGUUAGUGGGAGGAGGAAGUGAAAGGAGAGAUCAGAUGACAAAAGCAGAGCAGUUGGAGGCAAUUUGUAGCUUCGAUCUUGGCAACUGCAAUCUAUUAGUAUCAACAACAAUUGGAGAAGAAGGUCUUGAUAUACCAGAGUGCAGUUUCGUUAUUCGAUAUGAAACUGUCACAAGUGAAAUCGCUGAAGUUCAAGCUCGAGGCCGAGUUCGAGUUCAUCUCCCAUCCAGUCACUUUGUAGAGAUUGUAACACGAGGAUCUCAGAACGAAUUGCAAGCAAAAGCCAACAAAUACAGACAGACACUAAUGGAUGAUGCAUCUCAGGCUCUGAAACGUCUAGUUGAAUCUGAUCAGCACAAUGAAAUUCAGAAAAGGCAGCUUGAUAGGCUGAAGAAACUUGAUGAAAAAGAAAGGCACCUUCGAUUCAGACGUCAGACCAGCAAAGCAUCAGAUGUGAAAGUCCACUGCAAAUUGUGUGGAACGUUUGCAUGCAAGGCGUCGGACAUCACUCGUAUCAAUACAUUCUAUGUGGUGACUGACAGUGUGUUGGAUACAAAGAUCAAAAUCAAAGAGAGUCCGAAACCGAUAUAUGAUUCCGUGGGCAAGAUAUACUGCAAAAAAUGCACUGCUGAUUGGGGUGUGUUGGCACAGUUUGGAAACGGUGUGAAACUGCCUUCAUUGAAGUGUGCCAGUUUUAAGUUUACCCUAUCUGGAAAAGCAAAGCUUGUCAAGAAAUGGAAAAGUGUUCCGUUUGAAAUUCUAGAGAAAAGUGAGGGAGACUUGUUGGCAGAUUGCAGUGAUUCUUAGUAAUUGGUAGAUGUCUGGUCAACAUGUAGUGCAAUUUGUCUGUUUGUGGUGAAUAUGAAUGUAUUGCAAUGAGUUGGGUCAUAUUGCAUGCACAUGACAUGUAACCAGAUAUUCGUCGCGUGCGUGCACACAC